Ustilaginoidea virens is the source of this 1611-nucleotide messenger RNA. RefSeq lists its product as uncharacterized. The transcript has 2 exons. Gene Ontology annotation, cellular component: cytoplasm; nucleus. Gene Ontology annotation, biological process: intracellular signal transduction; mitotic cell cycle. Lineage: Eukaryota; Fungi; Ascomycota; Sordariomycetes; Hypocreales; Clavicipitaceae. Gene Ontology annotation, molecular function: histone H3T3 kinase activity. Bases 1 to 1611 code for a protein of 536 amino acids. The record is from RefSeq and is a predicted model, not a curated record.
AUGACGCGAUCAAGGGCGACAGUGCGGUACGGCAAACGCCCGACGAGGGCAAAAGCUGAGCGCAUGUUCGCCGAGCUGCCGCAGAGCCCGGUCCGGAAGCCACCGAUUUCAGACGCCCAUUGCACAGUGGAUUCAAUUGCCGACCAGCUGUCAGUGGUUCGAAUCGAAGGAGGGAAUGUCGCUCCGCGCAAACCUCCCGCAAAAAGCAUAAGACGCCCGCUUGUCGCUGGCGAUGCGGAAACCUCAUCAGGCGAGUCGGAAGAGCUGCUGGCCGGCUCGAGCCAAGACGCGUCGACCGAAAGCUACCGAGACACGGCGUCUCCUGGCAGCGGGCCGGAAGGGGUAGCUCCCGAAGGGGCCGACUCCUGGGAGGAUUCACUCUGCGACACGUCUCUGCGCGUCCUGAGCUGGGAGGACGUGUGCCCGCCGGGCGAUGUCAUUGAGAAAAUUGCGGAAGCCUCGUACGCCGAGGUGUACCGCGUCACGAAUGAGCGAGGGACCAGUGUGAUUAAGGUCAUACGCCUGCGCUCGCCAAUAAAGCCUCAGACGAAAGCGCAGGUGCGGUCAAAGCUGGUGGACGAGGAGCCGCACUCCGAGGAAGACGUCCAAGGCGAGCUGCGCAUCUCGGAAUGGCUGGCCGACAUUCCGGGAUUCGUCGUCUACAAGGAGAGGUACAUUGUUCAGGGAAAGACGUCGAGAGCCUUGCUGGAGACGCACCAAGUUUUCCAGCGACGGCUGAAGAGAAAAGAUCCGGGCCGGGCACAAUUCUAUCCGUCGCCGAGCCGGUACCUGCAAGAGACUAGAUUUCUGGUCGUUGAGCUGGGCGAUGCCGGUGUUGCUUUGGAGGAUUGGAGCCUGACGGGUGAAAGCCAGCUAUGGGACAUUUUCCUGCUCGAAGCGAUCGCUCUGGCAAGAGCAGAACGGAUUGCCAUGUUUGAGCACCGUGAUCUCCACGAAGGAAACAUAUGCAUCAAGCAAGUGCGGCAGCCUACGGAAAGAAGCAAGGGUUGCCAAGGAUACUUUGGGUACUCGGGUCUCGACAUCACCAUUCUAGAUUACGGACUGUCACGGGCUGAGGACCUGUCGGUUGAUUUCGCCACACCGGUUGCGUACGAUCUCGAGCGGGAUCUGAGCCUCUUCACCAGCACCCACGCGCCGCAGUGCAAGGUAUACCGCCAGAUGCGCUCGUACCUGCUCCGGGCCGAUCGCAAAUGCCUGCCGCCAGAAGCACACAAGACUCGCCACGCCAAGGGCAUAGACGGCCCGCUUUGCUGGGACGUGUACGCGCCGUACACCAACGUCUUGUGGCUCGCCUACCUCUACGACUACCUGGUGCGCCACUUUGAGGGCGACGCAAAGGCCUUGGCUCGCUUCAGACGGUGCACGGCAGACAUGUGGACGUACCUGAACCCGGACGCAGACGACAGUGUCCCGUGCUUUGGAUCGGCCGAGGACAUUGUGUGCUUCGCCGCGGAGGCGGGGUGGAUCCGCGAGGAGCAGCUUUACGGAUCUGACGCUUCGAUGGUUGAGAGGGAAGAUAGCAUCAUCCUCUCGAGGGGCGGGGGUGACGCCGGCGGGAGCCAUGGCAGACGGUCAUCGAGACGUGUCUGA